CGGGCGAAAGACGACGAGAAGGGACGGGCGGCGACAGGGCGGAAGGCGGCGCGCUUGGCGAGGCCGGAUGCUACGCGACGGACAAACAUGGCGACGGUGAGGUGUGUGGAUGUGGAGAGUGGAGAGGGUGCUACUUUGGCAAUUGCGUGUAUACCAAGGCCCAAUCGCGGUUGCGCUACAGAGAGAGCUUACCCAUCAUCCGCGCCGGCCAAAAGUCGUGAUUUCCCGUCUUGGCCAACACCAUCCGACAUCCCGCGACUUUCUCGACCUUCGACGACUAUCAAUCCUGCGCAAAACAUCCACCAAUAACAUGCGUGUCUAGCCUGUCUACAAUCAAUCGACCUGAUCGAUCAUCCAAAGCAAGUAGCUUGCAAUCAUGUAGUUUGUAUAUCGCCUGGUCCGAGAAGACUGUCGUCGUUGCACCGUCCUCGAAGCCGACCAUCUGUACAUGCAAGGUUGGUA
This is a messenger RNA of Aureobasidium pullulans EXF-150, 462 nucleotides long. RefSeq lists its product as uncharacterized. The transcript has a single exon. Bases 88 to 309 code for a protein of 73 amino acids. The record is from RefSeq and is a predicted model, not a curated record. Lineage: Eukaryota; Fungi; Ascomycota; Dothideomycetes; Dothideales; Saccotheciaceae.